Messenger RNA from Gigantopelta aegis, 374 nucleotides. RefSeq lists its product as uncharacterized. NCBI's taxonomy places the organism in Eukaryota, Metazoa, Mollusca, Gastropoda, Neomphalida, Peltospiridae. The transcript is spliced from 3 exons. The record is from RefSeq and is a predicted model, not a curated record. The coding region runs from base 45 to 374 and encodes 109 amino acids.
AUAUUUUGCCAUUCUAUCCCAGUAGACUGUAGUUGCCUUUGAAGAUGAAGUGUUUGGUGAUUUGCGUCGUGUUGCUCGGAGUUUUCCUCCUGUGUUCCGCAAAACAUGAGCGUUCCAGAAACAAUUCUGGAAAGCAUCGACAUUUCAGGCACAGGGGCAGGAAACUAGCUUCGCGCCUGCUGGACGAAAUUGAAGAUCUGAAGAAGCAGUUGGCUAAGUGUCAAGGAAUCAAAGAGGGAUCAGGGCCAGCUACGGAUGCACCAGUCACUGAAGAACCAACCACCGAGGCACCAACCACAGAGGCACCAACCACCAAGGCACCAACCACCGAGGCUGUAGUGAUAACAACAAUACCGGGUAAUGCAAUUAUUUAG